Messenger RNA from Mercurialis annua (annual mercury), 2074 nucleotides. RefSeq names its product probable F-box protein At4g22030. The coding region runs from base 753 to 2009 and encodes 418 amino acids. The record is from RefSeq and is a predicted model, not a curated record. NCBI's taxonomy places the organism in Eukaryota, Viridiplantae, Streptophyta, Magnoliopsida, Malpighiales, Euphorbiaceae. The transcript has a single exon.
UUACAUUUAUAUAAAAUUAAAAAUAAACACCAAAAUUAGUUUUUGUAUUCUAUUAAAAAUAAUUAAUAAUAAUAAAAUUUUGUUAUUUGGUUAACUCAAAUAACCGACUGAAUCCAAUUUCUUUAAUUCGGUUUACAUAUAUUUCGAUUACGGUUCAGUUUAGAAAAAAUGGAUAAAUUUGGUUUUGGUGACCUAAUUAACGUAAUACAAAAUUCUCAUUUUUCGUUCUAUUGUAUAGUAGAACAAAGAGUGUGAAAUAGUUAGGGAGCAGUUUAGAGUAAAAUAUUGCCAUAAACUAAUUGUUUCUUUGAUUGGAUUAAAAAAUAUGUUGUUCAACAUUUGCAAACAAUUUUUGUAUUAUUUCUGAAACUUCACGUGAAUUAUGCCAUUUCUAAAAUACCAAUAUUUUAUUUUUCUACUUGUUUGUUUCCUUUGGCUGUUUCUGUUUCAUUGCUCUAUAACUCGUUCUGCUACCUGUUUCAAAGUCAAAUGAAUUAGUUUAAUGCUACCAAUUUCAUUUUCAAUAUGAAUAAAAUGCCAACAACAAAUAGUUUUGAAUAUAUAAUUUAUCAGCCAUAAUUAGUUUAUUCAAAUCAAAGUUCAUUGCGAGUUUCAACACCUUGGACCUGUUCUAUUCUACUCGGCUAACGUUAUACUAUAUAUCACACUAGUUUGAUGCCUCAAACACAACUCAAUUCACUUAUCACUCUUCUCUUGCAUCCAGAAACUACCCGAUAAAAUUCGACCCAGACAUGGCAACUCGAAUUCUAGCUUCAAACAAGUCUUCUUCAUUUACUUUAACUUCAUGUCCGUGUUCGUGUAAAGGAACUAUCCUGAAUAGAUCUAAUAUGCUACAUGUACCGAAAAUUCGUAUUGAUGCUACUCAUCUUCGUCUUCCCAAGCUUUCUACUAGUUACUUGACGGAGGACAUACAAAGAACCAGAAAUGUUCAUGAAAUAGCUACCAAAGUGGAAAAUAAUAUAUCUACAAGUAGUGAAGCAGCUAUGGUGAACGCGAAGCUGUACGCGAUGAUGGAGGCUGUGGCAGAUAGGAUUGAGAUGCAUGAAAAUAUUGGAAAGCAAAGAGAUAACUGGAACAAUCUUCUUCUAACUUCAAUUAACACUAUGACUCUCACUGCUGCUACCAUGUGUGGACUUGCUAGUGUUGUACCUCAAUCUUCACCAUUCAAGAUUUCCUCUACACUACUCUAUCUUGCAGCUGGUGCUAUGUCGGCGAUAAUGAAUACGAUCCAGCCAUCCCAGCUUGCUGAAGAACAAAGAAACGCCUCGAGGUUGUUUAAGCAUCUACAUCGGCAGAUUCAAACAACGCUGUCCACGGGGGAUCCUACUAUUGAUGAUGUGAAUGAAGCGCUAGAGAAUGUUUUAGCUCUAGACAGGGCGUUCCCGCUUCCCUUACUUGGUGUUAUGCUUGAAAAGUUCCCAGAAACUGUGAAGCCGGCAGUUUGGUGGCCACAACAGAAGAAGCAGAAACAUUCAGAGAAAAACAGUGGAGACCGAAAUGGGUGGAAUAACAAGGUGGAUAAGGAAAUGAGAGCGAUUGUUAAGGUUUUGAAGAGGAAAGACGAGGCAGAUUACUUAAGAUUAGCUGAAUUAGCCUUAAAAGUUAACAAGAUAAUGGCUAUUUCUGGUCCUUUGUUUACCUUUGUUGCAGCGAUGGGAUCAGCUUUCGUCGGGUGCCAUCCAUGGGCUGCUACAGUAGGCGUUGUGGGUGGCGCGUUGGCGAGUAUAGUAAAUGUAUUCGAGCAUGGGGGGCAAGUUGGCAUGGUAUUUGAAAUGUAUAGGAACAAUGCUGGUUUCUUCAAGCUUAUGGAAGAGACAAUAGAAUCAAAUAUCAAUGAGAGAGAUGUUAGAGCAAGAGAAAAUGGAGAAAUGCUUGAAAUGAAGGUUGCUUUACAGUUAGGCAGGAGCCUUUCAGACCUAAGAAAUCUUGUUUCAUCUUCAAGAAAUGAGGAUGAAGCUACUCAAGAGUUUGCUAGCAAGCUUUUCUAAUUCUUUCAUAAUAAUUUAAUCCUGUAAUUUGUACAGAAUCUAAUAAAAUUACUCUUUAAGACUAA